Saprolegnia parasitica CBS 223.65 is the source of this 1057-nucleotide messenger RNA. RefSeq lists its product as hypothetical. The record is from RefSeq and is a predicted model, not a curated record. The transcript has a single exon. Bases 40 to 1041 code for a protein of 333 amino acids. Lineage: Eukaryota; Oomycota; Saprolegniomycetes; Saprolegniales; Saprolegniaceae.
AGAGACAGCGCCACAACCCGAGUCGAUCCGUCCCUUGUGAUGACCCGGUUCCACUCGCCGCGGCCGCACCAGACCAACCGUCGGUCGCAUGGGCCCGAGUUCUCGGUCGUGUACAUCUCCAAGUGGAUCCGCAUCACGAGCAACUUCAUCGCUGGUGCUAUGAUCGUCGGGACCGCAGUCAUCGUCGCCUUUCUGCUCUGGAAGGGCAUGUUCCAGAGCCAGUAUGUGAUCGCGUACCCGCAGUCGUCGACCGGCUCGGCGUGGACACCGUUCGCCACGUCCUGCGUGCUCAACGCCAACGGCUGGGUUCCCUUCUCGUGCAGAGACACCGAGGUGGCCUUCACGGGCGCCUUGCCGUGGACGACCCUCGGUGUGCAGCUCGCGGCGACGCUCCAGCUCACGCCGCAACCGACCGGCAAUCUCUCGAGCAGCGCGCUCAUCACAACGUGCCUCGUCGGGCUCGAUCGGUCGCGGGUCGCGGUCGUUCUCUUCGCGAGCCACCCGAGUGACGGCUACGCUGCGUGCAUUCCGAAUGGCGGGCAGCCCAUGACUGGUAUGUUUGUCCUCGAGACGACGACGACGGACGCGUAUCCCAACGGUGUCUUCCUCUUGAGUUCGUGGACCGACUUGAAGCUCGCACCGCUUUCCAUGUUACUGCAGACCGACGGGACCAAUGUGCCCAUCGUGCCGUUCACAAAGACAUUCAUUGGCAUGGACGGGAUGGCGAUCAACGCGCCCCCGGACACGGUCAACUACUACACCCAAGUCAAUAGCCUCAAUCGACGGUACCUCAUGUGGGCGACGUCAAACGUGCACAUCAUUGCAAUCGCCAACGCCAAGGGCUACUCGGGCUGGAGCUACGGCAAGUACUCGCGCUACAUCGGCACGAUUGGCUGGGUGCAGCGGCACACGGUCGACAACCAUCUCGAGCUGCUCUACUUUCAGAUUGCGAUUACGCUCAUCUCGCUCGCCGUCCUUGCAAACGAUGCGUACGUGACGUUCCAAGGCGCGUCUGGCUUGCUAAAAACAAGCCGGUGCUGACCUACGACAUUUUUCC